This is a messenger RNA of Fraxinus pennsylvanica, 390 nucleotides long. Lineage: Eukaryota; Viridiplantae; Streptophyta; Magnoliopsida; Lamiales; Oleaceae. The record is from the annotation of a GenBank genome assembly.
AUGGGUUUUGGGAGGUACUGGAGCAAGAAAGCUUCAGCAGGCAGGGCAUUGGUGGACAAGUAUUUCAAUUGUGAGGAUGUGCUUAUGAACCACUUGUAUGCUAAUGCAAGCUUAUAUGAGGUUGUCAAUUAUGUGAAACCCACAUGGGCUAUCGAUACGUUGAAAAUUUCUGCUCCAGUAGCUGAAGAGGAAGAGUUAGAGCAACAGCAGCCACCACCGGUUUCUUUCGAAGGGCACGAGGUCUCCGAGGAGACCAGGUUUUGGCGCAGUUGGAAGGAAGCUCCAGUGGCUGAGGAGGAACGACAGAGCAACAACAGCCAUCACCGAUUUCUUCGCAAGGCAAGAGGUCUCCGGGGAGACCAGGUUUCGGCACAGUUGGAAGGAAAGUGA